Arabidopsis arenosa is the source of this 3617-nucleotide messenger RNA. The record is from the annotation of a GenBank genome assembly. NCBI's taxonomy places the organism in Eukaryota, Viridiplantae, Streptophyta, Magnoliopsida, Brassicales, Brassicaceae.
AAGACCUUUUAAAAAAUGGCAUUAGCAUCACAUAUUCUUAUUCUUCUUUCUCUUUUUCUUCUCAUUUCGCUCGUCCGACCACAAGUUCCUCCAUCGGAGCAAUUCCGAUUCCUAAACAACGGCGACUUUGGAGAAUCCACGGUGGAGUACGGUGCAAGUUACAGAGAUUUAGGUGUAAUACGUAACCAAUUUCGUCUAUGUUUCUUCAACACCACGCCAAACGCAUUCACACUGGCUAUAGGGAUGGGAACAGGAAGUUCUGAUUCCAUCAUUCGUUGGGUAUGGCAGGCUAACCCGCAAAACCCAGUUCAAGAAGAGGCUUCUCUUUCGUUCGGACCUGAAGGAAACCUUGUCCUGUCCCAGCCAGAUGGCAGAGUCGUAUGGCAGACCAAUACAGAAAAUAAAGGCGUUAUAGGCUUAACGAUGAACGAAAACGGAAAUCUUGUGUUGUUUGAUGAUGGAGGAUGGCCCGUAUGGCAGAGCUUUGAUUUCCCGACGGAUACACUCUUGGUCGUUCAGUCUCUUACAGUCGAUGGGUCAAAGAACAAACUCGUAAGCCGCAACAAUGGGUCUUUUAGUCUUAUCUUAGAGCCGGACCGACUCGUUCUGAACCAUUUAAUCCCUCGGAGCAACAACAAAUCCGCUGUGUAUUACAUUAUAGAAGGUCGGUUUAUUCCAAGCGCCACUCUUUACGCGGCUAAAGAUCAAGGGACCACGACUCAAUUGGGCCUAUCCACGCCGGGGCUUAGGCCUGAGUUUCCAUAUAAACAUUUUCUCGCAAGGCCAAGAUUCAACGCCUCGCAAAGUUUCCUCAGGCUUGACGCUGAUGGAAAUCUUAGGAUUUACACUUUCGAUUCCAAGGUUACUUUUCUUGCAUGGGAAGUAACAUUCGAGCUUUUCAACCACGACAACAACAACGAGUGUUGGUUACCGUCCAAGUGUGGAGAGUUUGGGCUUUGUGAGGAUAAUCAAUGUGUGGCUUGUCCGUUGGAGGUGGGCUUACUGGGCUGGAGUAAGGCUUGUAAGCCUAAGAAGGUGAAGAGUUGUGAUCCGAAGACUUUUCAUUAUUAUAGACUUGGAGGAGUUGACCAUUUCAUGACUAAGUAUAACGUUGGUCUUGCGCUUGGAGAGAGCAAGUGUCGAAGUUUGUGUAGUCGAGACUGUAAAUGUUUGGGCUCGAUGGAUCUAACGACGACGCGUCAGAGGCGUCCACUUAUAUCUGACUCUUCUUCUUCGUCUUCCACGAAAUCUUACUCGAAGACUGAUAAGCCUGGCCGAUCUAACGGCAGGGAUGCGGAGGAUGGUGGCCUCCGGUGGUUCAUGCCGUUUAUAGCGCUUUGUUAUCUUCGUUACAUGAGCGCGACUUCUAAUAUCAUUCAUGACUGUGAUGAAGUGUUCAAUUACUGGGAGCCUCUUCAUUAUCUUCUCUACAAGUCCGGAUUUCAGACCUGGGAAUACAGUUCCAACUUUGCUCUUCGGUCGUACUUAUACAUUCUUUUCCAUGAAUUGGCUGGACGGCCUGCUUCUUGGUGGUUUGGUGAUGACAAGGUUAGAGUUUUCUAUGCAGUGAGACUCUUUCUCGGACUGGUUUCUGCAGUUUCAGACACUGUCCUGGUUGUUGCACUCUCCAGAAAGUACGGCAAACGUCUUGCUACAUAUGCAGUUGCGAUGCUCUGCUUAACCAGUGGCUGCUUCUUUGCUAGCACCAGUUUCCUCCCCAGUUCAUUUUCUAUGUACGCCAUAAGCCUCUCUUCUGGUUUAUUACUUUUCGAGAAGUAUGCCAUGGCUGUUGCAGUUUCGGUUGUCGGGGUGAUUCUUGGCUGGCCGUUUUCUAUCUUGGCCUUUUUACCUGUCGUUAUUUACUCUCUGGUUAAGAGAUUCAAGCAAGCAUUUAUCUCUGGCGCUGUCACCUCUAUUUUCCUCCUAGGAGUCUCACUACUUGUGGAUUACUAUUAUUACAAGAGAUGGACAUCAUCGGUUUUGAAUCUCUUGAUAUACAAUGUGUUAGGGGGUGGAGAGAGCCAUCUCUAUGGGACUGAAGGAGCACUGUUUUAUAUAAGAAAUGGAUUUAACAACUUCAACUUCUGUUUCAUUUUGGCCAUGUUGUUUGUCGCAAUAUAUCCUGUUAUCAGAAGAAAGUAUGACCGUGGCCUGCUGGUUGUGAUUUCGCCGAUGUAUAUUUGGCUGGCAUUCAUGUCACUUCAGCCCCACAAAGAAGAAAGGUUCCUUUAUCCUAUAUACCCUCUUAUAUGUGUCUCUGCUUCUGCUGUUAUUGAGAACAUCCCUGAGCUGUUCCGGGAAAAGUAUAGCUCACGUGAAAGUUUUCUGGUGACAAUAACCAAAUACAUGCGACCUGUGAUUCUUGGUUUUAUCUUAUGUGCUUCACAUUCUCGCACAUUUGCUCUUAUUAAUGGCUAUUCCGCUCCCUUAGAGGUCUACAAACUACUAGAGCACCAUGAUGAUGCAGGACCAGGUUCUGUUCUAUGUGUGGGAAGUGAAUGGCAUCGAUACCCAUCAUCGUUUUUUGUGCCUGACUACAUCAGCGAAGUACGGUGGAUCGAUGAUGGAUUCCGCGGUCUUCUUCCAUUCCCAUUUAACAGUACACUUGGAGGCACUGCAGCAUCACCUCCAUACUUCAACAACAAGAACCAAGCAUCCGAAGAACAAUAUUUAAAGAACAUCGAAACUUGUACAUUCCUCAUUGAGUUGCAGCUUAGCAGACCGUAUCAAUAUCGAGGCAGCGACUUAUCUACGUGGGAGGCUGUUGCGGUGUUGCCUUAUUUGGACAGAGAGCUAUCGCCAGCUAAGUAUAGAUCGUUCUUCAUCCCGUACAUGUGGCAGGAGAAAAACGUGUUUGGCAAAUACCGUGCGAUAAUGGCCAAUAGUAAUCUUCCCCGAAGAAUCAUCAAGGAAACUCAACGUCUGCUUAGUGAACCUGCUCCUGGGAUAAGUGCGUCUCCAUCAGAGGAAAAUAUGCGAUAUUUCAAUGUUAUGAUUCUUGGUCCUACUCAAUCUCCUUAUGAAGGAGGAGUUUUCAAGUUGGAGCUCUUUUUGCCUGAAGAAUAUCCCAUGGCAGCUCCCAAGGUUAGGUUUCUCACCAAGAUAUACCAUCCUAACAUCGACAAGCUUGGAAGAAUCUGCCUUGACAUACUGAAAGACAAGUGGAGUCCUGCACUACAAAUACGUACUGUGCUCUUGAGUAUCCAAGCUCUUCUAAGUGCACCAAAUCCAGAUGAUCCUCUGUCUGAGAACAUAGCUAAGCAUUGGAAGAGCAAUGAAGCAGAAGCUGUGGAAACAGCUAAGGAAUGGACUCGUCUUUACGCAAGUGGUGCUUGAUGAUUGCAAAUGGAGAAAGAACAUUGUCAUUUAAAUAACAUUAUAUGGUGAAACUCUAUCUCAAGGUUUUAUCUGAAUCCUUUUUCUGAAAACAGGGAAAAAAGAUUUGUACUCUCUGAAUUUGUAUAACUAGGGGGAUCUAAGUUUACCCAUAUCUGGAAUCUAACUUUCUUCAAUUGUGCUUGCUUUUGAUCUUUGUUUGUGUUAAAUAUGCUUCAUAAUAUUUAAAGCAGUGUAGAUAAUCAGAUUACACAGGUUGUGAAUCAAAGUAAAUUUGAUGA